Drosophila subpulchrella is the source of this 2556-nucleotide messenger RNA. RefSeq names its product polycomb protein esc. Bases 1111 to 2388 code for a protein of 425 amino acids. Gene Ontology annotation, cellular component: ESC/E(Z) complex. Gene Ontology annotation, molecular function: nucleosome binding; protein binding. NCBI's taxonomy places the organism in Eukaryota, Metazoa, Arthropoda, Insecta, Diptera, Drosophilidae. The record is from RefSeq and is a predicted model, not a curated record. Gene Ontology annotation, biological process: negative regulation of transcription by RNA polymerase II. The transcript is spliced from 4 exons.
CCGAUUAUCCGUUACGCCUCUUCAGUUCGUUCGAUUUGCCUUCUUUUUCGUUUGACGUUUGCGUUAACUACCAACAACAACAGCAACACGCUCCAGAAUGAACUACUCUCUAUCUAACAACUCUGUAAAACUCUGUCUAUCUAUCUCUCCUCCUUCCAACUCCAAUCUAUCUGUCUGCCGACCUCUGUCUGCGAUUUCCACUGCUGUAAUCUUCUGUCUAGCCUCUGUCCCCUACCCCAAUCUUUUGCUCGCUUCUGUUGUAAAUAACUAUUUUAUCCUAGAAAAAUAAGAAGAAAAUAAGAAGAACACUUGUUUCGUUUCCCACCCGCGCUCUGCGUGAUUGUAAAUGUUCCUUGCUGCGACUUUUGUAAAAAAAACAUUUUACAAUUUACAAAAAAAAACUGCGUUGGAUCACAGAUUAAUGUAAUUGUGUUCGCAAACGUAGUUUGUUUUUUACAGACGCAGAAACUGGAGGUUUUGAAUUUGUCUUUAAAAUUAAAUUUCAUUUAAGUAUUACUAUAUCUUAAAAAAAUAUUAAAAUAAACAAAUUUGUUGCCGUUUUUAUUUUUAUUUGCAAGUCGGACUUACAAUGUUUGUAAUUAUAUGGUAAAUUCCGAAACAAACUUAAAAAAUUUAAGCUAAACCAUAACUUCCAGUUUCUGUACACCUGUCGCAAAUUAAAACUCUUAUUUUUGUCGACCAGUGUAAUUUUGUACAUACAUAGUCUGUAUACCACACAUGAAACCAUGGCAUGUUACUUGUCCUUUGUUCGUUUACUAAUAAAUCUAGCUUGCGCAUGUGUUUUGUCAUUUCAAACUUUAAGUGUGGCGCCCAAGGCUCUAAGUUAUCGCCUUAUCGAUUAAUGGUUGUCCAACACUGGCCAGCUGAUCGUGACCAGGUGGCCACUCCUCGCAAUGGUAAGACCGUCCUCUACUAAAUAGCUCGGUAUUUUUCGCGAUCUGUGGCUGGGGUCACACUAUUGCCGCCAAAAAAAAACAUUUUACUUCCCUCACAAUUUAAACAUUUUUAGAGGCGUAAACUAAUAGUUUAUUGCAAUCGGGGGCAUAUUUUGGGGUUCGGUUAAUCGGGAAAACGUGACGCGCGUUCGAAAUGAGCAGUGAUAAAGUGAAGAACGGCAACGAGGCCGAGGAGUCGGAGGAAUCAUGUGGCGAUGAGUCGGCCAGUUAUACGACCAACAGCACCACCUCGCGGAGCAAGUCGCCGUCGUCCAGCACGAGGAGCAAGCGCCGCGGACGCCGGAGCACCAAGUCGAAGCCAAAGAGCCGUGCGGCCUACAAAUACGACACCCACGUGAAGGAGAACCAUGGAGCCAACAUCUUCGGCGUGGCCUUCAACACCCUGCUCGGCAAGGAGGAGCCCCAGGUCUUCGCCACCGCGGGCAGCAACCGCGUCACGGUCUACGAGUGCCCCCGGCAGGGCGGGAUGCAGCUGCUCCACUGCUACGCAGAUCCGGAUCCCGAUGAGGUAUUUUACACCUGCGCCUGGUCUUACGACUUGAAGACCUCUGCCCCACUCUUAGCCGCUGCCGGAUACCGCGGUGUCAUUCGGGUUAUCGACGUCGAGCAAAACGAGGCGGUGGGCAACUACAUUGGACAUGGACAGGCCAUCAACGAGCUGAAGUUCCACCCGCACAAGCUGCAGCUCCUACUUUCGGGCAGCAAGGAUCAUGCGAUAAGGUUGUGGAACAUCCAGAGUCACGUGUGCAUUGCCAUCCUGGGCGGAGUGGAAGGACAUCGCGACGAGGUGCUAUCCAUAGACUUCAAUAUGCGCGGAGAUCGCAUCGUGUCCAGCGGCAUGGAUCACUCGCUGAAACUGUGGUGUCUGAAUACGCCCGAAUUUCAUCACAAGAUCGAACUAUCAAAUACUUUCAGCCAGGAGAAAUCCACGCUGCCUUUUCCCACAGUGACCAAACACUUCCCCGACUUUUCAACGCGGGAUAUACACAGGAACUAUGUGGACUGUGUGCAGUGGUUUGGCAACUUUGUGCUCUCCAAGUCCUGCGAGAAUGCCAUCGUGUGCUGGAAGCCGGGACAGCUUCACCAGAGCUUCGAGCAGGUGAAGCCGAGCGACUCUUCCUGCACCAUCAUUGCGGAAUUCGAGUACGACGAAUGUGAGAUCUGGUUCGUGCGGUUCGGUUUCAAUCCCUGGCAGAAGGUGAUUGCCCUGGGCAAUCAGCAGGGCAAGGUGUAUGUGUGGGAGCUGGAUCCCAGUGAUCCGGAGGGCGCCCACAUGACCACCCUGCACAACCCACGCAGCGUGGCCACCGUGCGACAGAUCGCCUUCUCCCGGGACGCCAGCGUCCUGGUUUACGUCUGCGACGACGCCACCGUGUGGCGCUGGAAUCGCAGACAGGCGGCUGCCAUCUGAUGGCACAUCAAAGCGCAACCACACACCAAAUCUCACGUGGCCAAAUCUUAUUACAUUUCCCUAAAUUAGUUCCUAGUUGGUUAACAUAAGGUUAGAACUGUCAGUAUGCCUCAAACAAUUCCUAAUAAAUCCAAUGAAUGGUUGUCGAGCCAAUUAUAAUUAUGUAAA